Messenger RNA from Triplophysa rosa, 638 nucleotides. Its product is annotated as protein LBH. Lineage: Eukaryota; Metazoa; Chordata; Actinopteri; Cypriniformes; Nemacheilidae. The transcript has 4 exons. Bases 258 to 611 code for a protein of 117 amino acids. The record is from RefSeq and is a predicted model, not a curated record.
ACGACUCAUGUUGCAUGUAUUCAGCUCGGAACAUGUAAAUGAAUGACGCUGGCUGGAUCAGCACAAGAACUAUGACAGCAUUCAACAGUAACUUUCCGGCUGCAGGUCAGAUGCGCACUGAAACUGUUCAAGUCAGCUGGCUUUGACUGAUAUACACGGAAGCCGUCUGUUAAUUCUGUUCGGUGUACCGCGGUGUCACGAGAAAACAAUCUCGGUAUCAGCGCAUUCUUCAAGAAAAUAACGGGAUAAGAGCAAGAAUGACGGAUAUAAUGAACAACCCAGAACAUAGUCGAGAAGACUUCACUGUGGGUGCUUCAGGAGAGCAAGGUGUUUCUUUUCAGAUUUUCCCAGAUACAAAGGAGCGUCCCCCCAAGCUGUCCAAACGCCUCCCCUCUAUCGUGGUGGAGCCCACUGAUGGAGAGGUGGAGAGCGGAGAGUUACGUUGGCCCCCGGAUGACCUGAGAACCACAGACCCCGCGAGCCAUACGCACACACCCUCCCAAGAGAUCACACAGAUGUCUGAUUCUCCAACCCAGAUAACACACAGCACGAGUGCAGACGAAGUCAAGUGCAGCGAUCUGGAAACAUCAGGGCCAGCUGAGCGUGACUGAAAUUUAAUAAAGAUAUUUUCACAAGUC